CAUCAUCGCCACCAUCGUCAUCAUCAGCCGAAGUGGACGCCUCGAGGGAGUGAAGAUGCCGGGAGAUUUUUAUAUCCGCUAUUAUGUCGGCCACAAGGGGAAGUUCGGCCACGAGUUCCUGGAGUUCGAGUUCCGGCCUGAUGGCAAGCUGCGGUAUGCCAACAACUCCAACUACAAGAAUGACGUCAUGAUCCGCAAAGAGGCCUACUGCCACCGCUGCGUCAUGGAGGAGCUGAAGCGCAUCAUCGACGACUCAGAGAUCAUGCAGGAGGACGACUCUUCGUGGCCGCAGCCUGACCGGGUGGGGCGGCAGGAGCUGGAGAUCGUGAUUGGUGAGGAACACAUCUCCUUCACCACCUCCAAGAUCGGCUCCCUGGUGGAUGUCAACGGCUCUAGGGACCCAGACGGCCUGCGGUGUUUCUACUACCUGGUGCAGGACCUCAAGUGUCUUGUCUUCUCCCUCAUCGGCCUCCACUUCAAGAUCAAGCCUAUCUAAGUUAUUCGCUAUCACUCGGAGAUGACUCUAGGCCGUUGCAGAGUGACUCACAGCUUUGAAGGGGGAGUUAAGGCUUCUAGAGACUGUCUUUUGGAGUUUGGGAAUGAUUUGAAUAAUUUAAAUAAAACUUAAGGCUACCGAGUAUGACUUAUGGCCUUUUGGGAUCACUUCAGAAGUCUUUCGAUACAGUGGAUGUUUUUAAAAAGACUUAGGAGAAAUUUGAAGACUGUCUUUUUGGAAUAACUAUGGACUGUGAAAAAAUUUGAAGCCUUUAGUUGACCGUAAGACUUUUGUGAGUGACAAAAUCUUAGAGAAUAACAACUUGUCCAUUUGGAAUAACUAAAAGAAAAAUAAAGGUAAUGCAGGGACCAAACUGUAAAUGUGCAUGUUAAUUAUAAUAUCAAAGUUCUUUAAGUUCAGAACAAGAGAGAAAAGAUUUGGAGUUUUUUUAAGACCUUGUUUAGUAUCCUGUCUUUAAAAAGGGAAGAAAAUAAUUAUGGAGGUCAAGAUUGUAUGACUGGGAGCUGUGAGUCAGUCGGUCAGUGCCAGGCUUUACAUUUGAUACACUUGGGAGAAACAUUAGAAACUGUCCAUGCAUCAGCUGUGUGUGUGUGUGUGUGUGUGUGUGUGAAUGUCUGGGUGCGUGAAUGUAUAUAUGUAUUCAUUCCAAAACCUUUUUCUGAAUGUUACAAUAAAUUCUCCCUUUACA
Messenger RNA from Eriocheir sinensis (Chinese mitten crab), 1205 nucleotides. RefSeq names its product protein mago nashi homolog (gene mago). Bases 56 to 496 code for a protein of 146 amino acids. The transcript is spliced from 4 exons. The record is from RefSeq and is a predicted model, not a curated record. Gene Ontology annotation, biological process: RNA splicing. Lineage: Eukaryota; Metazoa; Arthropoda; Malacostraca; Decapoda; Varunidae. Gene Ontology annotation, cellular component: exon-exon junction complex; catalytic step 2 spliceosome; nucleus.